AUGGAUUCACUUCAAAUGAAGAAGAUUCAAUCCAUCAACAAGUACAGGAAACAGAGGCUUCUCAACAAGGUCAUGCUCUACUCUUUCACUUCCAUGACUUGCAUUUUGAUUCUCUCAAGUCCUAUUUGGUAUCCCCUUCUUCGCUCUUUCGUAAAAUCCCUUCUCUUCGACUCUGUUCCUAAACUGGGUGCUCUGUGUUUCAGUUCUAAGUGCAUUUUCUUAGUUGGAAACAUUAUAGUCAUCGUUCUUGUUGGAGAGUCCAAGAUUUUCAAAUCAAGUUCUAAUGUACUGAAACAGAGCUAUGCAGCAGAGCAAGAAGAUGAGGAUAAGAACUUCAUCUUUGUUACAGGAGAGUGUACGAUUUCAACAUCAAAAUAUUCUUCUUCUUUACCUGUUAGUGUAAAUUUUAAAUUUGGGGUAGAGCAAGAAGAGGAAUUUUAUUCAAAACAAGAAGAAGAGGAAAAGGGAAGUGUUAAUCUUGAAAAUGUGAUGGAUGGGAUCAAGGGAAACUACUGUACAAGUAAUUACAGAGAGAAUGAAGAAUUAGAGAAAUUUGAAACAGAGCAUAAUGAAUUGAGCAAGAGAGCUGAUGAUUUCAUUGCAAGAGUCAAUAAUCAAAUUAGACUUGAAGCUGUAUCAAUGAUUUAG
Molecule: messenger RNA, 648 nt
Organism: Solanum lycopersicum (tomato)
Lineage: Eukaryota; Viridiplantae; Streptophyta; Magnoliopsida; Solanales; Solanaceae
Source: RefSeq, a predicted model, not a curated record